Molecule: messenger RNA, 2502 nt
Organism: Closterium sp. Yama58-4
Lineage: Eukaryota; Viridiplantae; Streptophyta; Zygnematophyceae; Desmidiales; Closteriaceae
Source: the annotation of a GenBank genome assembly
AUGGCAGGGAGUAUUCCAUUGAGCGCAUUCCAGGGGGCUACAGGCGCUUGUUACAGCGGCCCUCCGACUACAACUGCGCAUGUGUACUAUGGGUUCAAGCAGCCGGGGUACAAGGGAGCCCUCAAACAGGCUCAGAGAGCAGAGGGAAAGGCAGGAGCUCCUGCUGACGCUGCUGCUGAGGCAGCAAGUGGCGGAGAGGUGGGGGUAGGGGCAGGAGGGGAAGCGGCAGGGGCAGUGCCAGCAGUGGUGGUGCUGGCAUCAUCAGACGGAGUGAGGCUGGGAAGAGACGAGCUGGCGCGACUGGGGAUUGGGGAGGGGCCCAUUGGGGCGAUUGAAGAGGGGCCCAUGGGGGCCGUGGUGGAGGGGGCUGAUGGGGACGAGGGUGACGCUGGGAAAGGCGAAGCUGAGGCAGGUGCGGCGGCAGAGGAGGGAGAGAAAGCGGAAGGGGUGGUUGAGAGUGAGGUGGAGAAAGGGAAAGAGGAGGGUGGUGAUGAGAAGGAGGAGGUGAAGCAGGGAGAAAAGGACGCUGCGGCAGGUAGUGGGGAGGGGGAGGGACAAGCGGCAGGGAGGAGGGGAGAGCGAGGGGCGGAGGGAGCAGCACAGGAGGGCGUGCGCAGAGCACAGGUUGAGGGAGUGAGGGUGGCCCUGCAGGUGGAGUUCACUCUGCCCGCGUCAGGAUAUGCCACCAUGGCCAUCCGCGAGUUGCUUAAAGCCUCCACUGCUGCUGGCGUUCACAAGGUUUUUAACGAUAAGGAGGACGGCCGGGAGCAGCUCGCGAAGCAUCGCGACGAAGGAACGCCGACGAUCGCCGUCAAUGAAUGCGAAAGUGUCCCGCGUCGCGUAGCGUGGAGGGUCCUAUCCGCUGAUUUCCUAUCGCUGGAAACGUGGGGAACGAAGGAGUUUGUUGACGCACUCCUGUUAAUGGCUGAUGUAAACGCUUUCCGUUUGUGGAGUGGCAGAGGCUCAUGCACACAUUGCGGAAAAGUGAUACAUCAGGGGGGAGGCGCGGAUGCAUCAGGGGAGAGGCGCGGAUGCAAUGUGCAGGGGGGAGGCGCGGAUGCAACAGGGGAGAGGCGCGGGCGAGAGAAGAUGGCAUGGGAUGGCGCUUACCCCUUUGGUACUUCGGGCAACGGCCCCAGUGUAAGAGCAUCCGGUAACCCCCUUCCCUUGGGUACUUCGGGGUCAAUGGCCCAGCGUAAAAAAGAUGGCGCAGAGGGCAUGGGAGUAGCUGUGGAGCGAAGGAGCAGAGGAGGAAGGAGCGAAGGAGCUGCGGAUCAGAGGAGUAGACGAGAUGGCACAGAGGAGACGUGGAGUGAAGGAGAUGGCGCAGAGGAGAUGUGGAGUGAAGGAGAUGGCGCAGAGGAGAUGUGGAGUGAAGGAGAUGGCGCAGAGGAGAUGUGGAGUGAAGGAGAAUCCCCUGCCCCUGCCAGAAAGGAGGAAGGAGCAAAGGAGCUGCAGAACAGAGGAGCAGGGAGCAAGGAGCUAAGGAGUGAAGGAGAAGAGGAGGCAAAGGAGCAAGGAGCAGAGGAGAAGGAGCGAAGAUUCCCUGCCACUGCCAGUGGGACUUUGCUGCACGGGAGCGGAGUGUUGUGCGCUGCAGCAGGGGAGCAGAGGAGACGGCCUAUCAGCACUCCUACCUCUCUCCCCACUCACGGAGACGGCAGCUGCUACCUCACUGAGCACUGCAGAGCUGAGGGCGAUGGAGAGCGAAAGAGCACGGUGGUGGAUAAAUCUUCACUCCCAUCGUCGGUGCCAUGCUCUCACUGGCCUUGUGCCGGUCGAGGCAGAGGAGAAGGGGUUGCGAGGAGAAGGAGCAGCAGAGGAGAAGGAGCAGCAGAGGAGACAAAGGAGCAAAGGAGAAGCAGACGGAGUAGAGGCGCAAAGGAGAUGAGCAGAGGCGCAAAGGAGAUGGAUCGGAGGCGGAAAAGGCCUAUCAGCGCUCCUACCUCUCUCCCCACUCAUGGAGACGGCAGCUGCUACUUCGCUGAGGGUUGCAGAAUGGAUCUAGCGAAGGAGAAUAAGUCGCUCAAGGCCGAGCUAGAGAAAGUUCGAGCCGCUCUUGCGAAAUCAGAGAGCACGUGCUUGGCUCUGCAGAAGGACCUCGCUGGUAUCGACGACAGCUAUCAGAAACGCGCCAUGGAUAAUAUCCCUGACUCCAAUCUCAAAUCAGAGAUAAGCGGACCAAGGCAUCUUCAGCUGGAGACCGCUUUGGAGGCCACGCGGAAGGAGAAUUCCGAGCUGAAAGCUCAGCUAGAGGAGAAAGACAUGGAGCUGGCGCGAGUGAGGGAGACCGCCACGUGGCAGGAUAUGGAGAUGAGCAAGCUAAGAGGCAUGGUGAAAGAGCUGUCUCUUCCAGAUUCUGCACAGAAGAUGUCUGAAACAGAUCCCAAGGCGUUGGUGGUCGCCAAUGAGAAGAUUAAAGAGCUUGAGAACCGUGUGACGGAGCUGGCUUCAGCCAAAAAGAGGCCCAAGUUCUUGAAGUUUUUGUGCAUAUCCGCUUGA